Molecule: messenger RNA, 3092 nt
Organism: Polyodon spathula (Mississippi paddlefish)
Lineage: Eukaryota; Metazoa; Chordata; Actinopteri; Acipenseriformes; Polyodontidae
Gene: nmnat2
Product: nicotinamide nucleotide adenylyltransferase 2
Exons: 11
Coding region: 117-1040 (307 amino acids)
Biological process (GO): NAD+ biosynthetic process
Cellular component (GO): Golgi apparatus
Molecular function (GO): nicotinamide-nucleotide adenylyltransferase activity; nicotinate-nucleotide adenylyltransferase activity
Source: RefSeq, a predicted model, not a curated record
GAAUCAGUUAGUGCAGCAAUCAAUCUGAACCUCGCCUUGCUCUACUGCAGACGCACAGGGAACACAAAUACUGAGCGUUAAAAACGGUGCUUGGAAUAAAAAAAACAAGCCUAAUCAUGACCGAAACCACGAAGACUCACGUUAUCCUGCUAUCCUGUGGCAGUUUUAACCCCAUCACCAAGGGACACAUCCAUAUGUUCGAAAAGGCAAGAGAUCACCUUCACAAAACAGGGAGAUUUAUUGUAAUUGGGGGAAUCAUCUCGCCAGUUCAUGACUCCUACGGAAAACCGGGUCUGGUCUCCAGCAGACAUCGCCUGAUCAUGUGUCAGCUGGCUGUCCAAUCAUCUGACUGGGUUAGAGUGGACCCCUGGGAAUGCUAUCAGGACACCUGGCAGACGACCUGCAGUGUGCUGGAACACCACCGUGAUCUCAUGAAAAGAGUGACGGGCUGCAUUCUCUCAAACGUGAAUUCCCCGUCUACGACUCCAGUGAUUGGACAGCCACAGAACGAGACGCGUCCCAUCUACCAGAACACCAACAUUACAGACAACAAGCCCACUGCAAUUAAGCUUCUGGGAAAGGUGAGUGAGAGUCUGGGAAAGAUCUGCUGUGUGCGCCCCCACAAUGAUCGCUUCACUUUUGUGGAUGAGAAUGCAAACUUGGGAACUGCAAUGAGAUACGAGGAGAUUGAGCUGCGCAUCCUACUGCUGUGUGGCAGUGACCUACUCGAGUCCUUCUGCAUUCCAGGCCUCUGGAAAGAGAGUGACAUGGAGGUGAUUGUAGGGGAUUUUGGGAUUGUGGUGGUACCCCGUGACAACGUGGACACAGAUAGAAUCAUGAACCAUUCCUCGGUCCUCCGCAAGUACAAGGAUAACAUAAUUGUUGUUAAAGAUGACAUGAAUCAUCCCAUGUCUAUUGUCAGUUCUACCAAGAGCAGACUGGCCUUGCAACACGGAGACGGGCAUGUGGUGGACUAUCUGAGCCAGCCAGUUAUCGACUACAUCCUGCAGAGUCAGCUGUACAUCAACACCUCCGGAUAGAGCCCUCCAUUCUCUGUUCUCCUGCUUAGGGGUGGCUCUCGCUUCCUCUCUCUCUCUUUCUCUCUCUCUCUCUGUGUAAAACUUAUGCUCCUCCUACUCUGUUGCUUUCCAUGUACGGGAGUCUUCAGUGUCUCUGUCCCUCCUAACUGUAACAUAGCAGCAGGGCCUCCCAGGGGUACUGCGCUGAAUGAGACGGCACAGGUUACAUGGAUCCGUCCUUGACUAGACUUACUUCUGUGCACACAAGGGGCUGCUGGGGGGAGGGUGUGGAAGGAGGGUGCAAGGAAUAUUCUCGAACGAUAAGCUGUUGGCAUUUGCUGUACAUUUAAUACUGUUCUUCUCAUGCAUGUGCUAAUGUGUUUUAUUUCAUAUUUUUGGCAUGAUUGCUUUUAUUGCAGUGUAAAUUUAUGGUCUGUGGUAAACGUAUUGGCAAAUAAUGACCAGGAGGCAAUGAGGCAUUUAAAAUGACAAGAACUGUCUCCGGUUGAUUAGUGCAUUCUUUAUCCACUGUUAUUGAUUCCCAGUAAUCAAGGUUUAUACAGUACAGGGAGCGAUGUUGAUAAAUUGAAAGAGUCACUGGUGGACCGUUUAAAAUGGCAGGUUUGAUGGUCUGAAACAAGUCAUUAAAAAAAAAAAAAAUGUCUUUCGGUAUUUCGGAUUUCUGAAGACAAAAUUGUGAUUUAUUUGUCUGUAGAACCUGCAGAUUUUCAAAGCCUACCUUACUACUGUAAAUAUUUACCAGGAUGUUUGUUGGCUUAUUCUGUGUAUAUCAAGGGCUAAUCUACAGUUACCUGUUGCCAAAUCCUGGUGCUUUUGGUUUCAAGUCAGUCACAAAAUGGACACCUAUUCCCCACAACUGGUGUUCAUGUUGUCACCCAAUGUCACCGUCCGUUGCACAGAUAAAGCCAAAAUUGUUUAAAAAAUAUAUAUUUACAAAAUAAAUUAAAUAUAUGACAUACAAUUUCUUUUAGGCAGAUCAUGAAACUGAGCAUUAGUAUCCUAAUAAAAGGCACACUCCAGAAAUUGCCAAUUUAAUGCCGUAUUUUUGGAUAGAGCUGACAAGCAGGCUGUCCCACUUAAAAAAAUAACAACAUGAGCUCCUUCAGCUAAUGCUUGUUCAGGUAUACACUCUCUGGAGAACUGUCCCGUUCAUGGAAGCAAGCUAACCAAUCGGAGUAUUCCUUGCCCCUUCGCACUCCACUGCCCUCCACAGUCUUGCUCUUGGACUCUUGCCAUGUUAACAUUUGCUACUGGGAGUGACUUGACAUCAGCGUUAUUCAUUUUCAUCAGCAGCAGAUUGAGUUCAAACCAUGGCAUGUGUAUACCUUUAGAGCCCUUGGUAACUUUUUAAUAAAAAAAAAAAAAAAAAAACAUUUGAACAAUCACUACCCAGCUUAUCCACCUCUCUCCAUUUAGCUCCAACUUGAGUCAUGAUGUCAUCAAGGCUUUUUUUUUUUUUUUUUUUUUCUGGUCGCAGGUCCAGUUUAAAGACAGCAGCAUGCCUAUUAACAAAAUAACCAGCUUAGUGCUUCUAUGUCUCUGGGUGUAUCUAUUUUCUAUAUUAUGUAUGUUAUAAAUAUGGACUGUUUGAUAAAGAAUAAUAAUUGCCAUGAGAUUGUACAGCAGGGAUAUUUUAGAUGGUGUAAGACAUUUAAAGGGCAUUGCAGUCUGCAGAUUGGGUUACAUAACUGACAAACAAGUCAGAACAAAUACCAGGCAAGAGAUUGCUGAGAGAAUAUCAUAUUGGCUGAAGCGAAGGAAAUGCUAAGCCCACAAAAAGACUUUCAAUUGAUAGUGACAUUUAAAAGAAAAACAACCAAACAAGUCCUGCAUAAAUCUAUUUAAACUGCAGAUUGGAUUACUCCUUCAGCCCAGUAUUACACUAUAAUCAAGGGCAAUGUGGUUUUUGGAUGUUUUUCAAAGUGUAACUUCAUUAAGAUUAUUUUUGUCUGUUUGUAUCGGUUCAUUGUAUAAUAAGGCUAGUAUUAAAAUUAUUGACUGCUAUUUGUUUUAGAGUGAUUCUUCCAUUUAAAUUAAUAAAAGUUCAAAAUA